This is a messenger RNA of Dama dama (fallow deer), 2237 nucleotides long. It is a transcript of the gene CCDC7, whose product is annotated as coiled-coil domain containing 7. The coding region runs from base 240 to 2237 and encodes 665 amino acids. NCBI's taxonomy places the organism in Eukaryota, Metazoa, Chordata, Mammalia, Artiodactyla, Cervidae. The transcript is spliced from 21 exons. The record is from RefSeq and is a predicted model, not a curated record.
CUUUCCUUUCAGCACAAAUGUCCGUUUGUAAAACAGCAGGGCUGGCGUCUGCAGGAUUUGCGGGCUUCAGUCCUGCAGGAAGUGCGGGAGGCUCAGAAUUUCCAACGUGUUCACCUUAGAGCCAGCCUGGGCAGCGCCAGCCUACCCAGUAAUCUGAGUGCCCGCAGCGUCAGCAGCUACACCGAGGGGGAGGAAUAGAAAUUUUUCAUCCAUAAUUCAGAAGCUAAGUAAAUAACAAAAUGAAGCCAGUAAAGCAUCUGUUGACCUCUAGUAGUAAAUUGGUAAACGUUCCAGAAUUAACAUUUAAAAAAGGACUAUUUAAUUCACCAUUGUCACCUAAACCAAAGGAAAAACAUAGUGCAAAAUUAGCACGUGAGAAACUUGAACCGAUGGUCUUAAAAUCUCCACCAACAGGAGAAUCCAUUGUAAGGUAUGCUUUGCCCAUUCCAUCAAGUAAGACAAAGGAGUUAAUAGCAGAAGAUGAACUGAUCAGGAAAAUUACCAAACAUCUGAAAAUGGUGGUUUCUAGUUUGGAAGAAGCAUAUGGAUAUGGCACUCAAAAUGGAGAAAAAGCAGUUGUGAAGCCUGAACUUGAAGGAUUAACCUCUUCUGUUGGGGAUGAUCUGACUUCAUUCUUAAUAUGUUGUUCACAAUUUGCAACUCAGUUAGAAGCAGCAGCUAAGGAAGAACAUAAUAUUUUGGAAUCUCUGUUUAAGUGGUUUCAGCGACAGGUCAAUCAGAUGGAAGAGAUAAGCAAAGAUCAAACUUUUUCAGAAGCAGAAUUUCCAACUCCUGAUAAAACAGUCAGUUUAAGCAUCGCACAAAUAGUAAAGCAGGUACACAAACUUGAGGAACUGAAAAAUCGCCUUAAAGAAGGGUCUAAAUACACCUUCAGAGAACUGUUGUCUAAACCCAAGGAUAGGGAAAUGCCACCAGAAGAUGUGCAAACUUAUGAAACUGUGAAGCAGAAAAUUGAAGAAUUCAUAAAAACACAGUCAACUGAAGAAAUUACAGGUGUUUCUGUGACUGAGCCACAAACUUCUCCUGUAACUAAUCAAUUGAAUACCAUGUUGAAAAUAUUUGAAAAUCAGGCAAAUAAAUUAGAAAGAGCUAUGAAUGAUCAACUGAUGUUAGAGGCUAAAUACACACAGAUUCAAAGUAAUCUCCAAGUAUUAUCAGAGGAGAAAUUAAUGCUGGAAAAUGAACUACAGAAGUUGAAAAGUACAGAGAAAACAAAGGCUACAAGUGAGCGAACAAAGAAAAUUAUGAAAACAGAGAAGAAAAAGGACAAAGGAAAAUCUGAAGAUUCAGAAGCGAAGAAGUCUGUAGGGAAAGAGCUUAAAGUAAAAGAAAAUGUGCCUCAAGUCCAGAAAGUAGCACAUGCUCUGGAAAUUGAGAACAAAGUUCUUCGGGAACAACUGAAACAAGCUUUACAGGAAGCUGAAAGAGCUAAGCAGCAACUUGCCUAUUUCCUAAAUCAAGAAAAGGAGUUACUUACAAGUGAGGCAAAGACCAAGACAACCACAGAAAUGGGUACUGGUAAAUUAAAAGUUAAAGGUGAAGAUUCAAAAUAUAUACCAUUGGAAAAUGAAACAAGAAAAGCAGUAGUGGGAGAUGCAGGUGGACAAAAAACAAAUGAUAAAAUUACACAUCCACAGAUCCUCAAGUCUCAAGAUGGAUCACCUUUUUUAAAGACUCCAAGUGAAGGUUUAACUGAUGAAGAUCUGUCCCAUAUACUUUCAUCAAAGAACUAUGAUAAAACAUUCACAACAAUGUUAUGGCAUGAAGAAAUUAAAGAUGCACAGUCUGUUGGAAAAUUGCUUCAAGGGAAUGAAAUGUCUGCAGCAUCAUUUAUCUCACCCUCUGUUAAAAGAAGGAUGCUGGGUACUGACAUCUCAAAGGUGGCUGAUAUUAUAGAAGAGAAUUUACAAACUAAGAUUGAAAAACAAACUUACAAAGAAGCAAGAGAAUUUCAAGCUUCUGGUAAAGAAUUAGAUGAAAAUCCUCUGCUUAAGAAUGAAACACCAUCAGAAACUGAAACUCGGUUGUUGUAUCAGGGAACUACUAGAACAAAUAGACGCAAUGCUCAUGAUGAUGUAUCAGAUGAAAGUCCCAUGUUUAUGCAGCAAGACUUAAAGUUAGAAACAGGAAUUCAUGUAGAGAAAUCAAAAUCUUCUGAAUCUGAAAGUGUCAUGAAUUCAUCUAACAGUUUGGGACAUUCAUAUCCAUUUUUCUGA